Molecule: messenger RNA, 228 nt
Organism: Aspergillus calidoustus
Lineage: Eukaryota; Fungi; Ascomycota; Eurotiomycetes; Eurotiales; Aspergillaceae
Source: the annotation of a GenBank genome assembly
AUGCGCGUCUAUUUGAUAUCCAAAGCCGCGGACCCCCUCUUCGCCAUGACAAUCGGGGCCUCGGCAGCCCUAAUCCGGAUCCGGCGCGAAGAGAGGGAGAAGCAUCCCGAGCGGGCGGGGGAGAUUGGGUUCGGAGCUGUGUUUGGUACGGGGGCGGAGAGGUUGGGGAGGUGGUGGAAUGGGGAUUUUGAUGGGAAUGCUAGUGGUGCUACCGGGGUUGCGAAGUGA